Molecule: messenger RNA, 1757 nt
Organism: Bactrocera tryoni
Lineage: Eukaryota; Metazoa; Arthropoda; Insecta; Diptera; Tephritidae
Gene: MFS1
Product: putative inorganic phosphate cotransporter
Exons: 4
Coding region: 174-1631 (485 amino acids)
Biological process (GO): monoatomic anion transport; transmembrane transport
Cellular component (GO): plasma membrane
Molecular function (GO): transmembrane transporter activity
Source: RefSeq, a predicted model, not a curated record
AAGCGUUUGCAGGCAGAAUUGGCUGAAAGAAGCUUCCUCAUUUCUGUUUUGAGUAUUAUUGGCGAGUUCGCGUUCGAUUGCCUUAGCAGCUGGUUGGCAGUUCUCGCGUACACCAAAUAUACCCUCUCGAGGAUAAAUACGUUUUGGUUGGAUUUGUUAAGUGUUUAGGCAAAAUGACCGCAGAUAUAAAUAAAGGCCCGUUGCUUGGCCAACGACAUCUACAAGUCUUCCUGCUGUUCACCUCGAUUGUGGUGAAUUAUGUUGCAAAAUUUAACGCCAGUGUUGCUGUUGUUGCCAUGACAGAUGCCGCAACGACGAAUCCUGACUUUCCGGAAUAUGAUUGGACCGAUUUACAAAAGUCAUAUAUUCUGUCGAGUUUUUUUUGGGGUUAUUUCAUCACGCAAUUUCCCGGCGGUUAUCUGUGUAGACGCUUUGGCGCCAAACGCACUAUGCUUGUGUCAACACUGGGCUCUGCAGUUAUGGGUCUUUUGCCGCCGUUAUGUGUCAGUUGGGGCGGUUGGGGUAUCUACUGUGGUAUACGUGUUGUUCAAGGCUUCUUUCAGGGCUUUAUGUUUCCCUGUGUGCAUGCACAUCUCGCCGCCUGGUGUCCGGUGAGCGAACGCAAUCGUUUGGGUGCGCUAGCCAAUACGGGCAUCGAAUGUGGUACGCUGCUCUCUAUGUUCAUAAGUGGAUUGAUUGCGGCUUCGAGCAUCGGUUGGCCGGGUCUAUUUUAUUUUGGCGGUGGCGUGGGUUUAGUUUGGUGUGUCGCUUGGAUAUUUUUAGCUGCCAAUGAACCGAGCCAAUCGAAAUUUAUUACAACCGAAGAACUCAAUUAUAUUAACGCUGAAAAGACUGUCACAAAGGAGUUGGAGGCGGGCGAAGUGCAACGUAAGGUGCCAGUGCCAUGGCGUGCUAUUCUAACAUCGCUGCCAUUGUGGGCCUUAGUGAUUGCACGUUCGGCGCAUUCAUGGGGUUUCUCGACGCUACAGGCGGAAAUCCCCUCCUACAUGAAGGGUGUACUUGAUAUGGACAUGAAGAAAAAUGCUUUCUACUCGGCGCUGCCAUACUUGGCGAUGUGGUGCAUGUCUUAUGUGUAUCUGAUUGUGUCCGAUGUGCUGCUCAAUCGUAAUAUACUCUCACUCACUGCCUUACGCAAGACAUUCAACACACUGGCACUGUGGGCGCCAGCUGCGGGUCUGAUUGCUGUCGGCUUUUUGAAUAAAGAUCAAACAACACUGGCGAUAGUGCUGAUGACUGCCAAUGUGGGUGUAAAUGCAGGUUCAACCAUCGGCAGCGCUUUGAACACCAUCGAUCUGUCGCCGAAUUAUGCGGGCAUCCUCAUGGGUAUCGUGAAUUCAGCGGCUAAUGUGAUACCGAUACUCACGCCACUGCUGGUUGGUGUGAUAGUUACAGAGAAUGAGAGUCGCACGCAGUGGCAAAUAGUGUUCAUCAUAGCGGCGGCCGUUUUCUUCUUCGGUAAUUUGUUCUACCUUAUCUUCGGUAGAAUGGAAUUACAGCCAUGGGACAAUCCCGAUUUCUUGCUGCCCAAAAGCGUGGUUGACGUGAAACCACCAGCGGAGAAGAGCGAAAAGUCAGAGCUGGAUGAAAAACCUAGAAAAAGUAUCACGUAAAAAGAAUUGCCGUUAGUGUAGUAAAGUGUGUUGCCAGUGUCGAUGUAUGUAAAUAUGUUAAUAUAGAGUUAGUUGUAAUAAAUAACGCUAAAUAUUAUAAGACAAAAAUAUACAAAUUUUGAAAAA